This is a messenger RNA of Rhagoletis zephyria (snowberry fruit fly), 330 nucleotides long. RefSeq lists its product as uncharacterized. NCBI's taxonomy places the organism in Eukaryota, Metazoa, Arthropoda, Insecta, Diptera, Tephritidae. The record is from RefSeq and is a predicted model, not a curated record. Gene Ontology annotation, molecular function: protein binding.
AUGAUUGCGAAAUUUUGGAUUGAGGCGGCAUUGGGAAAGCUGCCUAGUGAGGGAACAAAAUCGGCGAUAAUGAGCGCAAAUGCUUCGAAAGAGAUGCCUACUAUAAAUGGCGUUGGCAGUAGUGUGAUAGAGAAAGCGCGCUUAGAGAUUAUGGAAGCGCUGGUGACAACCGAAUUUCGUAUGGGUAACAUUGAUGGCGCGUUUGAAAUUAUAAAUAAAUUGCUGCGACAGCAUCCUAGAAGCGAAUUUUUCCGCAAAGUUAGAGCGCAAAUGGAAAAUGAAUUGGAGAAAUCUACUGCGAACUCCAAGGACAAAAAACAAAAGAAAAAG